AUGAAUUUAAAAACUCUGGUAUUUCCAUUUAACCAUGCAAUGUAGAUUAAUAAUUAGAAUCCAUGCCGUGGAGAGAAUAAGAAUAAUGUGGCUUAUAUUUUGGUUAAUGUAUGGAUUUCAAAGAUUGCAGCAUAAUCAUUAAAGAUAAUUGUUAAGUAUCAUCAUAUAAAUGUUUCUGAUGGCUCAAAGUUGAUUAUGAUGUUAGAAUGUAGUGAUUAAAAAGCAAAGAAUAAGUUUGCGAAUAAAAAUUAGAAUGGUAAGAAUAGUUUUUGAUUGUAGGGGUAGAGAAAAAAUGA
This is a messenger RNA of Paramecium pentaurelia, 296 nucleotides long. NCBI's taxonomy places the organism in Eukaryota, Ciliophora, Oligohymenophorea, Peniculida, Parameciidae. The record is from the annotation of a GenBank genome assembly.